This is a messenger RNA of Chelonus insularis, 1836 nucleotides long. RefSeq names its product protein tumorous imaginal discs, mitochondrial-like. Gene Ontology annotation, molecular function: ATP binding; heat shock protein binding. Bases 42 to 1622 code for a protein of 526 amino acids. The record is from RefSeq and is a predicted model, not a curated record. Gene Ontology annotation, cellular component: mitochondrion. Gene Ontology annotation, biological process: protein folding; mitochondrion organization; negative regulation of apoptotic process. The transcript is spliced from 5 exons. Lineage: Eukaryota; Metazoa; Arthropoda; Insecta; Hymenoptera; Braconidae.
ACACAUGUGCACUCCAAUUACUCAUAUGUCUUUUCUUUAUCAUGGCGACCGGCAAAGGAAUAGUUUCUAUUUUUCGACCGUGCAGUAUUCGUAUUAUAAGAAAUAAUAAUAUUAAUACAAUCAAAUCAAAUAUUUUACCAAAAUGUCACGAGUGUCAACGGUUAUUCGGAACAACAGCAUUUAGUGUCGAUGCGUGGUCUACGAGUAUCAAUGAAAAAUAUACCAAACGUUUUCUUUUUUUGCGACGAGAUUUCCAUACAACAAAUAGCUUGAAGGCUGUAAAAAAGGAUUAUUACGAAAUAUUAGGUAUAACUAGAAAUGCUUCAGCUAAAGAUAUAAAAAAAGCUUAUUAUCAGCUUGCCAAGAAAUAUCAUCCCGACACUAACAAGAAUGAUCCUAAUGCGAACAAAAAGUUUCAAGAAGUAUCAGAAGCUUACGAAGUUCUCAGUGAUGAAACAAAAAGAAAACAAUACGACACUUGGGGUGCCACUUCCGAACAAAUGGGAAUGGGCGGAGGUUACCCAGGUGGUCAACAACAGUCUCAAGAAGCCAAUUAUAAUUGGAAUUUUCAGUCAACAAUAAAUCCAGAAGAUCUUUUUCGAAAAAUCUUUGGAAAUGCUGGAUUUAGAGCAUCUGAUUUUUCAGAGUAUGACGACUAUGCUGAUUCCAAAUAUGGGUUUGGAACUGCUCAAGAGGUAGUCAUGAAUUUAUCAUUCGCACAAGCUGCUCGAGGUGUUAAUAAAGAAGUUACUCUUAAUGUAGUAGAUGUUUGUCCAAAAUGUAAUGGAUCUCGUUGUGAACUCGGCACAAAAGCUAUCAAAUGUCAACAAUGUAAUGGUACAGGUAUGGAAACAAUAAGUACUGGACCAUUCGUAAUGAGAUCAACUUGUCGAUAUUGUCAUGGAAGCCGAGUUUAUAUUAAAUACCCAUGUCUCGAAUGCGAAGGAAAAGGACAAACGGUUCAAAGAAAGAACGUAAUUGUACCUGUACCAGCUGGUGUAGAAGACGGUCAAACAAUCAGAAUGGCAGUAGGAAAUAAAGAAAUAUUUGUCACAUUCCGCGUAGAAAAAUCACGUUACUUCCGUCGUGAUGGAGCUGAUGUUCACACAGACGCGGAAAUAUCACUCGCACAAGCAGCCCUUGGUGGUACAAUUAGGGUUCAAGGAGUUUACGAAGAUCAUACUAUACAAAUUCGACCUGGUACAUCAUCACACUCUAAAAUACGAUUAACUGGUAAAGGAAUGAGGAAAGUGAAUGGAGUUGGACAUGGAGAUCAUUAUGUUAAUAUCAAAAUUACUGUACCAACAACACUUACUGACAAACAAAAGGCUUUACUUCUAGCUUAUGCGGAGCUAGAAACAUACACACCUGGAACUAUUUAUGGAAUUACAAAUUUGAAAGACGGAGCUAAACAAUGCUAUGAAGGUCCUCUACACCUGUUAGAGUUAAUACGACAAGCUUUGGGUGACUUGUCAAGGUCAUCAUCAUUUUCUUCUGGCGGUAAAAGCGGUGCUUCACAAAGCUCAUCUACAAAACCUGCCGGCGGGUCACCAAAAAGUAAUCCAAAAACAGAAGAAAGUAGAAGUGAUGAUGAAGUUAAAAUGAAGCAAAAAAUGACUUGAAUUGUAGAAUAAAUAGAAGGUAAAAGUUCAUACCUUGACUUAAAUAAUUGACUGGUUUAAGAAAAUGGACUUUCAGCAGUUUUCUUAAAGCCCUAAUUUUUAAUUGUAUCGUCUGAGUAUGUUGGAGUUAAAAAUAUUAAGAGUAUAUUAUGGAAUGUAGUGAAAAGAUGAAGUGGUUAAAAAUGUAUAAUAAAGGCUCUUUAGUUACCUGUUA